Clonostachys byssicola is the source of this 3174-nucleotide messenger RNA. Lineage: Eukaryota; Fungi; Ascomycota; Sordariomycetes; Hypocreales; Bionectriaceae. The record is from the annotation of a GenBank genome assembly.
AUGUCUUCAAUUGGCAAAAUCAAUAGCUCUCUUUUCGGGGCAACGCAAGAAACAACAUUGACGCUCGCCAACCUUAACUUUGACUUUGCCCUGUACAAAGUUGAAGCCCCUGCUGAAUAUCAAGCCUUGGGUAAAUGCCUUACGAAAAAUCGUCUAAACGCGGCCGAAAGUGGCAACGAGCACAUAUUCGCACGCAAGCUUGCUGCCCUGUUCUCACAGGCCCUUCCACCCACUCCUAACCUGGUACGAAUAUAUGGUAACAGGGUAUCGGAGAUCGUGCAAGAGGUAUCCAACGACACGGCAAAAGGGUCUAAUAACAGGGGCUUGUUCAGCAAUUGGCUUGGGCCUGACGCAACGAGUAUCUGGGCUGCUGCGACUUCUGGUUCUGGUGCCAUCUCGGCCCACCUCCUUGCAUGCAUGUUGGCAAGGAUCUGGAGCUCAUCGGAGGCCGUGGCUAUUUGGAAGGAGAUAAUCCAGGCCAGGAAAGAUAUACUAUCUAAGAUUGACGUAUCGGACCCGAUGAAACCUGCGGCGCACUUUGCGGCGCAGAUCGACCUCACAGAGUCUCAAAUUUCUGGCUGGGACAGCAGCGCACGAGCUUGGCUCGAAGUUGCUGAUAAGUCAAAACUGCGUCAACAGAGGCAGCUUCUCCUACUCAUUGAGAACGCCGGGAUACCAAUUAAUGAUGAAUCCGACACUUACACUAGUGUUCUGAAAGCAUGGACAACCGCACUCACCGCGAUGGAAAACAUUGCGAGCGGUAUACCUCAAAGCAUCAAGGAUGGAUCUGCUCUUCUUGCUCUGAGCUCCUGGCAUCUAUACCCCGACAUGUUUGUCUUGGGCGCCGGACCUGACCGGGUUGUUCAGAAUGACCCAUUGGUGCCUGCUGGUGGGAUGGUUACCCUUGGACAGACGAGUUACUCUGCUCGCUCAGACGAUAAGCCGUUCUGGUCACUCCCGCUUGCCUACCUCAAAUACUACGGAGAUCCUGUUACGACAUCCAGGAUCUUUGGAGACCAUGCGUCACGGCUCUCCAUCUCAGAGUUCAAUUAUGUUGUCUUUGGCUCUAUUCUUUCCAAUUGGGGAGUUUACGGCAAAAACAUUUCCAUGGCGGCAGAAUUCCUUAUUGUUCUAGACGAAUUUCUAUUGCGGAACGGUUGCUAUGAUCUCAAGGGACACGAAAGCUGGACAAGAAUGCUUUCGAAGACCGCUCAGAAAUACUUGUCAGCUUCUGAAAAUGAGAAAAAGUCAAUCCAAAGCCUCGUCAUGCGCGGUCACCGGCGGUAUAAGGAUUUUCUAUGCAGCUUGAGCGGUCAAUGGCUCCCAUUAUGGGGCUUGGCCCAUGCCGACACUUUGAUUAGCCUUUCAAAAGAUAGAGAUACUGCGGUUGCCAUAUUGAGGCUUUUAGCACAAAAUAUAGGCUGCACUGAUCCCAGCUCUCUUCUCAUUCGUUAUGCUUGCCCAAAGAAAGAUAACCAGGGUACUACUCGCGCCAGACGCAAAUGGGAAUAUGCUUCGGCAAUAAAAAGCACUGAAAUGAGCAAAAAGAGGAAGCUUGACCCGUUGAUGGAUUUGUCUGGGCAUAUCAGGUGGGCGAAUGUAGCUUCUUGGCCUAAGCAUUCACACGGGGAAGAAUAUCAAGACGUCAAUGAUGUUAUCACGACGUAUAUCCAUGAUUCAGAGUUCACGUGGCAAUCGAAACUAGGGAGACUUCCUCUUAACUAUCUUCCUCUUCAUUCUCCAAGCUUUGAUCCGAAGGAAAUCGGAGAAAUAAAUACUGGCUUUGAUCCAGAGGGAAUCAUGAAAGCAUUUACAGACUUUGAUACAGAGGGAAUUAUAUACGAAACAAAGCUUUCAGAGGAAAUCAGAUAUGAAUGUCUCAUUGGGGAUCCUACAGACGCCGCACUAUUCAAGCAAGCUGACAGGAACAUUUCUAGUUCCAGAAUGCUCGAUAUAGAGCUGGUUCUCAACAUACUCCGUUGUGGUUGGCUUGAUCGAAACAAGGUAGUGGAGUUUCUGGACUUUUCUGGCGAAUUUCAGCAAUCUAAGGUUCCCCAGAAUGUACAGUCUUUGAGAGCACUGGCGGCCGCUAUCAAUGUAUACGAGCUGAUGCCAGGAGCCACAAUCAGUACCGGUGUCUUCUCUUUGCCACUAGAGGAGGCACUCUGGUUGCCAUCUGAACCUGGCGAGACGCCCUCAGUGAUUAAACCAGAGAUUGAACUCAAAGAAAUGGGCUCCCCGUUUCAUGGGAGUUUUGUGAGCCCCAAUGAAUGGGAUACACGCACUAUAGACCUCAUGAAUCCAUUUUCCAACACAAGCUGGGGCUCUCAACGAGACGAAGUCAAAUCACCAGAAAGGCCCCCGGAGCCGCGUGACUGCAAAAUUAGAACAGUGGAGCUUAGUAGAGCUCAGGUCUUCUCUUGCAUUGCCAUGUUUGAGACUCGCAAUAUCAAUUUGGACCCCCGUAGUUUGGAGCGAGUGAUGGCGAUUUCCACUGGGAACUCAUUAUACGUGGCAAUGCCACUAAUAACCGAUCCGUUUGACUGUCCCGGCCCAAGUGAGGUAAAACAUGUGGUCGGCAACAUCGGAAGACCAGGCAUCAGCCUUAUGAUACCCCCUGUUGUUCCAAUGGUUCGGAAGGUGGACGAAUCUCAGUGGGUUAUGAUCAAUCAUACCGACUUCGACGGCUACCUCAGUGAUGCCUUUCAGCAUACAUCACUGCACCUUUCAUUCACACGUUACGAGUUACCCGUAAUGUCUGAACAUGGCUAUCAAGGGGCUGAAGCGAGCUUUAUUGAGACGAUCGUUUCUAUAUUUGACCGUAAGGAAUGGGUGGCGGAUUUGGACGUUCUCUCUGCUCUUAAUCAUCCCAUUCUAGAGCGAGUGGGCGCUCAUGAUAUCACCUGCAUUCACAAAUGUCCAUUGAAGCAGCCUACAUCCUGUUUAACAUCUAUAGACUCAUGGCAUGAGUUUCUAGAUCAACCAGAAAAUCCCUGUGUCAUUCGAUCUACCCAGAAUUGGAUUGGGCGAUUAUCAACAGCUGCGCUGAGCGUACAGCAAGGAGCAAGGACGGUUAUUCUUAAGAAUGCUGAUCAGGUGUGUUGGGAGUGUCUUCUACAACGAUAUCGGAUGGACUCGUCAUCCGAUGACAGGAGACUUGCAUUCAUUUCAUAA